Messenger RNA from Physella acuta, 1824 nucleotides. RefSeq lists its product as uncharacterized. NCBI's taxonomy places the organism in Eukaryota, Metazoa, Mollusca, Gastropoda, Physidae. The record is from RefSeq and is a predicted model, not a curated record.
ACGAGCACGAGGUGGUUACCAGUCCUAGCAGUCAAUUAAUGCCGGCUGAACAGCUGAUUCGCAUUCGGCCUUUGUUCGCAUAGAGUUUAUCAUCAAGCAUUAAUUUAAUCCAGGCAAUUUCUAGCCCACUCCAUGCUAUAAAAGUGAGAUGUUUUUCUCGAACAACGACAUUUGUGACAGAGAUCUUCACUUGUAUUUUUACUAGAGCCGUGUCACGUUAAGUAGGUCACCGGUGAACUCUCAAGUCCACAGCACACUGUGCUGUUUUGAAAAAAAAGGGGGCGUUUCACUUCCUCGGUAGCAAAACAACUGAAUGAGCCGGGUAGACAACUCAAACAUCACAAUGGACAUGGGUCUCGCUGUUGAAUGUCUACAUUCGCUGGUUGUGAUGGAGUCGGUGCUAGACGAACAGAUCGAACGAUUAGAAAUGGAGUUGGAGUGGGAGAGGCGGAAGUUUGUGUACCUGCAGGCACUGAACUGUGAGUCGACUCACCUGAAGAAAAUUGUCAUGAAAAUACACAAGUCCCAGGAGAUGACUAAAGUCUUGAGACGUCUGCUGAACGACACAUUUGAUGAGAAACUAGUGCUAAUGGAGAUGGUGAAAAGUGAACAGUCUCAAAGGUCGGAGGUCAACCCAAUGAGUUCAUGGAACUUAAAUAAAAUGGACUCAUUUCAUCCUCCCACCACACCUAGAGAUAGGUUAGAUCACAGACAGACUGUGAACAAGCACAACAUUUCUUCAGUUAAAUCCUUAACAUCGAAUAAAAAGAAAAUUCUUCACCCGCACAAGGCAAAAAGACUUAGCUUGAAACAUAAAGACCGUUUUGUUGUUAAAUUAAAAUUUAGAAAAAAUGUUCGAGACAGAUUCUCCGGCUCACGUAAAUUACGCAAUAAAUUACACAAGCCGAGGAGACUGAAUUCCAAAAAACUGUCAACGUUGUGCCACAGCCUACUCCACGACAUCACCUUACACCACCAGCGCAACGGCAGGGGACGCAACCCCACUUUUAACCUCGACCCCCUGCUUAGCCUGGCCACUGAAAACUUUGACCGUUUUGAGUCCGCCUGCCUGGAUACACUGAUAGAGGGUGAGGACAUGGAGUUGACAGACUGUAUCCUAGAACUGGAUGACGUGGAUCACCUAUGGUGGCAGGACAUGGAGGCGGAUCAACCAUUACCUCCCUGCUCAAACUGUCAAAGUAGUUCUUUUCUGUUGAAGGAUUUUUUAUUGCAUGAAUCAAGAAAAUGCAUCUGUGAUUAGGAAAAAAAAUGUCUUUGAAUAUUUUGUGAUAACAAAGAACGAGUAAGCAUUAAAACAAUAAAGACAUCUGUGAUCACAGAAAUAUAAAAAUACAUUUGAACUGCUGGAUGACUAGCUAGCUUUCAAACACAGGCUUGCUUUUAUCGUCAUGGCUCAAAGCAGUGACUGGCGAUAUUUUGAAGCUAUUUUAUUUACUAUUGCUUGAUGCAAUGAUGAUUAUUAAGCAAUAGCUCAUGCAAUAAUGUUUUAAGUUAUAGCUCAAUGCAAUGAUGAUGUUUUAAGCUAUAGCUCAAUGCAGUAAUGAGGAUUUAAAAAAACACUUAAUCAAGUGGUGUGGUAAAAAUUGUUGAAUUCGAAUAAACUGUUGACUCAAGCAAAUGGGAAACCAUGUAACAAUUCAUCCAACUCUGCACAGAUAUUUUGUUGGUUUGUUUAGUAGGAGAUGGCAUUCCAAAUAUAUGAGCAUUAUCUUUUGUAUUAGAUGAACUAUUACAAACGUUACAAUAAUAUUUUAUGUUGAAGAUUAGUUUUGUUACAGAUCAUGAAUAUAAAAUUAACCUAUU